GCCAUGGGCCUCGGCGCGGCGCGGCGCGGCGCUGCACGUGUGCGAGCCCGGCGGCGGGCGAAUCCAUCCCGGGCUCCUCCGUCCGAGGCCUGGACGGCAUUGCCUAUCCUGCGCUGCUCUCGCAGCUGGCGCUGCCGAGUGGUUUUCGCCGCCGCCGCGCCUUUGCGCCCCAACCGGCGAUUCUGCUCCCUCGCUGCUCGGUUCGAGCCGCGCCCGCGUUCCCAGGCUCCCGGUUCUCAUAAAUGUUUUCUUGGGGUCUUAAAGAUGGAGACCACAGAAGUAACUGGUGUGUCACUGAAGCGUGGGUCCCUUGCCGUGGAAGAUAAUGAGAGUCUCACCGCAGCAGAGGAGGUAAAAAGACAGAAGGUCUCAGAAUGCUGUCCAAGCAGAGGUCCAGAUGGGCUAGAGAGUGACGCCCUACCGAGCAGGGAAAAUGUCCCUGGGCAGCCUGAAGCUGUAAGUGUCGGAGAAGGUAAAAACAAUUCUGACGCACAGUUAGAAGAAGAGGACGGGGAGGAGGAAGAUGGCCUUUCCGGGGAGGGCGAGGAGGAGGAGGAAGUGGAGAGUUUUGCAGACAUGAUGAAGCAUGGACUCACCGAACUUGAUGUGGGCAUCACCAAGUUUGUAAGUUCUCAUCAAGGAUUCUCAGGAAUCUUAAAAGAGAGAUACUCUGACUUUGUGGUUCACGAAAUAGGAAAAGAUGGACGAAUUAGCCAUUUGGAUGACUUGUCUGUUCCGGUGGAUGAGGAGGUAGAUCCUUCAGAAGAUACAGUGACGGUUUUGACAGCUGAAGAAAAGCAGCGUUUGGAAGAGCUCCAGCUUUUUAAAAAUAAGGAAACAAGUGUUGCCAUUGAGGUUAUUGAAGACACCAAAGAGAAAAGAACCGUCAUCCAUCAAGCUAUUAAAUCUCUAUUUCCAGGAUUAGAGACAAAAACAGAGGACAGAGAGGGGAAGAAAUAUAUUGUAGCCUACCACGCAGCUGGAAAAAAGGCUUUGGCAAAGGUCAGAACUGCAACAGAUCCAAGAAAACAUUCUUGGCCAAAAUCUAGGGGAAGUUACUGCCACUUUGUACUAUACAAGGAAAACAAAGACACCAUGGAUGCCAUUAAUGUACUAUCCAAAUAUUUAAGAGUCAAGCCAAACAUAUUCUCCUACAUGGGAACCAAAGAUAAAAGGGCUAUAACAGUUCAAGAGAUUGCUGUUCUCAAGAUAACUGCACAAAGACUUGCCCACUUGAACAAGUGUUUGAUGAACUUUAAGCUAGGCAAUUUCAGCUACCAGAAAAACCCUCUGAAACUGGGAGAGCUUCAAGGAAAUCACUUCACUGUGGUCCUCAGAAAUAUAACAGGAACUGAUGACCAAGUACAACAAGCCAUGAAUUCUCUCAGACAGAUUGGAUUUAUCAAUUACUAUGGAAUGCAAAGGUUUGGAACUACAGCAGUACCUACAUACCAAGUUGGAAGAGCUAUAUUACAAAAUUCCUGGACUGAAGUCAUGGACUUAAUAUUAAAACCCCGUUCUGGAGCCGAAAAGGGGUACUUGGUUAAAUGCAGGGAAGAAUGGUCUAAGACCAAAGACCCAGCCACUGCCCUCAGAAAACUACCUGUCAAAAGGUGUGUGGAAGGGCAGCUGCUUCGAGGACUUUCAAAAUAUGGAAUGAAGAAUAUAGUCUCUGCAUUUGGCAUAAUACCAAGAAAUAAUCGCUUGAUGUAUAUUCAUAGCUAUCAAAGUUAUGUAUGGAAUAACAUGGUGAGCAAGAGAAUAGAAGAGUACGGACUGAAACCUGUUCCAGGGGACCUUGUUCUCAAAGGAGCCACUGCCACCCAUAUUGAGGAAGAAGAUAUUCAUAAUUACUCCAUCCAUGAUGUGGUAAUGCCCUUGCCUGGUUUCGAUGUCAUCUACCCAAAGCAUAAAAUUAGUGAAUCCUACAGGGAAAUGCUCACAGCAGACAAUCUUGACAUUGACAACAUGAGACACAAAAUUCGAGAUUAUUCCUUAUCAGGGGCCUACAGAAAGAUCAUUAUUCGUCCUCAGAAUGUCAGCUGGGAAGUCGUUGAAUAUGAUGAUCCUAAAAUUCCACUUUUCAACACAGAUGUGGACAACCUAGAAGGGAAACCACCACCAGUUUUUGCUUCUGAAGGCAAAUACCGGGCUCUGAAGAUGGAUUUUUCUCUUCCUCCUUCUACCUAUGCUACCAUGGCCAUUCGAGAAGUACUAAAAAUGGACACCAGCAUCAAGAACCAGUCCCAGCUGAACACAACCUGGCUCCGCUAAGUACCUUGUCCACAGAUGAGAAAAUGCAGACUAGUGUUUGCUUACUGGCUUCCUGUUAAUUUUUCUCUUAGAACCUACCCAUAUGUGGAUUUUGAAUCUUUAUAGUCAAAGAUUAUUUGUAUUUUUUCAAGUUUUUAUUAGCAUAAAUCAGUAAUUUGCAAUUUUUAUACACAUACACAAGUCCUGAGGACUCCUCACUCUAGUUCAGAGAAUAUAAAAUUGGUCAAAAUAUAUUUUAGGUGCUUAACAUAGUAAAAUGUCAGCUUUACUGCCUUUGUCGUAAUGAAAAAGGAUUUUGGUUUAAAGUAGCAGUUUUAGGUGUUUGAUACAUUCUUGAAAGACAAUAGGAAUUUUUAACAGGUCUAUGGAGUACACGACAGUGCAUUUGAGACACAGAUGCAAAAAAACAAAUCUUGACUGGAUACAUAAUUUGAGAGCCCCUGCAUAUAAAAAUAAAUACAGCAUUCAUGCUUAUACAAAUGAUAAUAAAAUACCUACAGGUUUAUAAACACAGGAAGGAUUGUGAUUAUCCAGAGCACAUACAAGGUUCUGGUAAGUGUUUAGAGAUGUUUUAGUUGUAAGAGCUUUUACAUUUACAUCAUCAUUGCCUUGCCAGGAGCAUUGCAUGAACAGGACUUUUUUCUUGAUGUAAACAUGUGCCACUAUUUUAAUUAAUUAAGUCUAAUUUUUACUCUAGGUGCCUUUUAUUAUGUUCGGGACUCUUUCCACUGGACUCAUAUUUGUCCAAAAGAAAAAAAAACCUUAAAAAUUUAUGAGGACUCCUGUCAGCUUUGUCACCAACAGCUUUGGGAUUUCCAUUUCUGGCAUUGCAUACAACUCUGAUGUGAAAGGAUGAAUGCACCUUUCUAAAGUUAUGUGACGUAAUUAUAUCAGUUUUUAUUUUCUGUCAUUUCUAGGACCAGAUAUAAUAAAUAUUUUUAAAAAUUCC
This is a messenger RNA of Choloepus didactylus (southern two-toed sloth), 3223 nucleotides long. RefSeq names its product pseudouridine synthase 7 (gene PUS7). Gene Ontology annotation, cellular component: nucleus. Gene Ontology annotation, biological process: pseudouridine synthesis. Lineage: Eukaryota; Metazoa; Chordata; Mammalia; Pilosa; Megalonychidae. The transcript has 17 exons. Bases 4 to 2274 code for a protein of 756 amino acids. Gene Ontology annotation, molecular function: RNA binding; pseudouridine synthase activity. The record is from RefSeq and is a predicted model, not a curated record.